AUGGUUCGUUGUAAUUUCAACUUGAAAGCUUUUUUUACUCGUAGUGUGGCUCUGGUUCUGCUCUUUGCCAAUGUCACGCCGGUGAUUGGAGUUGGUAGCGCGAAGGACUGUACGUUGAAAUUACAAGACGGCUCCACUUACGUUGGUAAUGACAUCAACAAUGUGAAUGGGGUGACCUUUUCCACAGCGGGCACUCUUACUUGUGAAGCAGCGUCGCUAUUUAGCCCUGGACCUUGCCAACGUGCCACAAUCACUGACUGCCUCAGUGUGGUCUGCGAAAGCUACGCGUGCCUCAAAGCAGAUAUUUCCACAGACGUUGACGCUGUGCAAUGCAAAGACACCACUGCCUGUGGUGAAACUACUCUUCCGGCUCUCUGCACCCUCACCUAUUCAGACAGCUCAACAUCUAUUGGAGCGGCAAUUGAUGCAGGAAUCGAAGGAUCCGCUUCCAGAUCGGGUAUUCAAUAUGAUGCCAGCACCAACUCGGUGACCUGCCAAACUGCAUGUGAUGGGUACAUGUUGACUAUAUCUGGAUGCUCAAGUGUGAUUUCAACCAGUGUCUGUACUUUGUGGGCGCCAGAUGGUACUGCCUAUUUCGGAUCGGCUCUUGCUAACCUUGACGAUGUAGAGUUUGACGCAGAUACUAAUACUCUCACUUGCAAGCAAACACCAAAUGGUCAGCAUGGGCCCUGCCAAUUUGAUUCUCUCUACCAAUCACCCACAAUUUCUGGCUGCAGCCAGCUAAUCUGUGAACAUGUGGCUUGUCGUAGAGCAGCAAUUACUGGGGUUCCUUUCAUUGACUGCCACGGUGCUGGUGCUUGUCAUAGUGCCAAGAUGACAGAACUGCCAAAUGAUGCACUUGUGAAUUGCAGAAAUAACACUGCAUGUGAACACACAGAGAUCACUGCGGCAGACAGUUCCAGCGGUACUCGUGUUUUCUGUGAGGGUUUUCUUGCCUGCGGUGUUUUCGAAUAUGCCAAUGGCGAUACAAUCUUCAACGUUGAUUGUCUUGAAUGCAGAUCCUCCGAUGCCUGUAAAACCAAUGAUUCCUGGAAUUCUGAUAGCUGCCUCUUCAAUGGAGAGACCUGCCUGGAUGGUCCCCAAGGAAGCUGCCCUUGCAGCUUGACCACGUGUACGGGAGAAACCUAUUUGGAGGAGGACAUCAAUGCCCUUACUGAUGUCUCCUACGAUUCUAAUGCUAACAGCAUUCUUUGUGAAGGCCAAAUGAAUGGACUAUGUCGGGGCGGAACAAUCAUGGCAUGCCCUACAGUUGAGUGCAGCACGCAGGCCUGUAAGGGAACCACAGUCUGGAAACCGAAUGACUUGGACUGUGUUGGCAGAUGGGCUUGCAAAGAAGCUGUCCUCGUGGAACUCCCAUCUGGUGCUACAGCCACCUGCAAUGGGGACAGAGCAUGUGUGGACGCCGUGUUCAUGCACCUCAGAAGAAGGCUCAGGUGUCACUGUGGAUUGCAUUGA
Messenger RNA from Seminavis robusta, 1476 nucleotides. Lineage: Eukaryota; Bacillariophyta; Bacillariophyceae; Naviculales; Naviculaceae. The record is from the annotation of a GenBank genome assembly.